This is a messenger RNA of Mycosarcoma maydis (corn smut), 384 nucleotides long. RefSeq names its product putative cyclin-dependent kinases regulatory subunit. Gene Ontology annotation, biological process: regulation of mitotic cell cycle. The coding region runs from base 1 to 384 and encodes 127 amino acids. Gene Ontology annotation, cellular component: cyclin-dependent protein kinase holoenzyme complex; SCF ubiquitin ligase complex. Gene Ontology annotation, molecular function: protein kinase binding; cyclin-dependent protein serine/threonine kinase activator activity; histone binding. The transcript is spliced from 4 exons. The record is from RefSeq and is a predicted model, not a curated record. NCBI's taxonomy places the organism in Eukaryota, Fungi, Basidiomycota, Ustilaginomycetes, Ustilaginales.
AUGUCUAAGGAAGAAGCGCCCAACGAGCCGACGUACGAAGACUAUGUCGAGCGCAUCCAAUAUAGCGACAAGUACAACGACGAUGAAUGGGAAUAUCGACACGUCAUCCUGCCCAAGAAGAUGCUCAAGCUGCUACCGGAGGACUACUUUGACCCUGCCGAGCCGGGCGUGCUGCGCAUCCUGUCGGUCGAAGAAUGGCGCCAGCUCGGUAUCACGCAGAGCAUGGGCUGGGAGCACUACGAGGUGCAUGCGCCCGAGCCGCACAUCCUGCUCUUCCGCCGCGAAAAGGAUUUCCUCGAAAAGUAUCAAGCACUAGUGGAAGCGCAGCACAAGCAAGCCGAAGCCUCCGCACCAGCACACGCACAGACCAAUGGCAACAAGUAG